CGCAGAUUCGACGUGCAUGUUGCUUUAGCAUCACCAUGGAAAUCCCAAGGGCCAUAUGGCCUGACGCGGCCUUCGCAAUGCUGAUAGCUGUCGCCGUAAACUUAUCCUACAACUUCAUUCUCGCUUCGAUUCGAUCAAAUCGCGCAUCAAAGGGGAUCAGUCGGAAGCCGUUUGUACCGCAAAAAUUCUUGACUUUAAGAAUUUCCAAUAUACCUUGUAGCGAAACCAACGAGGAGAGAUUGCAUAACAUCUUGAAACAUCUACCAAUCGAGGCCCAAGGUAUUGGUGGCCAGCCCACUGUGCUUGGUUAUUCAUAUUCGCCCACUGCAGUAUCAAGUUUUUCUUCACGAUAUUCAGUCGCUACUGUCACCUUUGAACAUGCCCCAGCCAUCAAGGAACUUGAGACGGUUCUCAAGCAGAAGCUUGGUCGCGCAGCCAACGAUUUGAGAGUCGACCACGAGUUUUUAGGCAUGACACCAUUGCAUAACGGCGGCGGUAUUGACGCACGCGUAGACAUUAUUGCUGUGACAGGACUCGCAGGCCACGCUUUUGGGUCAUGGAAGUCGAAAAACGAACCGCACAUGUGGCUACGCGAUUUUCUUCGACAAUCUGUCCCAAACACACGCAUCUUUACAUACGGUUAUGAUACCAAGAUAUGUGAUAGCCAAUCUGAGGUGUCUAUUCUGGAAUUAGGCAAGACGUUGCUCGAGUCCAUUAAAAUCACUCGAGGAAAGGAUACUAAAGAUCGGCCACUCAUUUUCAUCGCCCAUAGUCUUGGCGGCCUUGUUGUUAAAGAGGCUCUUGUUCGAGCGUCGACCGGCAAUGAAGCGGACCAAACCAUCUCUAGGUCAUGUUAUGCCCUACUGUUCUUUGGCGUCCCAAACAGAGGAUUAAAUAAUUUAAGCUUAAUGUCGAUGGUCAAGGGGCAGCCCAACGAGAGCCUGGUGAGAGAUUUGGAUGAAUCUUCUCGUUUUCUAAGCUCACUCCACGAGAGGUUUAAUGCAUACUUCACUUUUGAUAAUACUCACGUACUGUCUAUAAGUGAAACUAAGCAUACGCCAACAGUCGAGUGGUGCUCCGAAACUGGCAGAUGGGAAAGGACUGGACCCAAAGUCAUGAUGGUUGGGCACACAUCAGCUGCUUACGCUCACCAAACCGAGAAGUUACAUGAUCGCCUUUCUAUAAACGCUGAUCAUUCCGAAAUGGUAAAAUUUGACAACAUAUCGAAUCCAGACUACUCGAUUAUUCAGGAUAAAAUAAAAGAUCUCGUUAACGGGGCUCCGGGAACCAUUCAGGAACGUUUUUACCACCAUUAUAGAAGGAUGAACCAUCUGGAGAAACAAUUCUUACGAAAUUUAAACGCUCCUGAUUAUAAGGCGUUUCGAAUUGACAAGGUUGGCGACCGAACACCAGGAACACUUAACUGGUUUUUGAACAAUGAUCUAUAUCAAUGUUGGACAUCUGCAAAUUCCCCAUCAGGCCUUUGGAUUCAAGGCUCUCCAGGCCAAGGUAAAACAAUGUUGGCAAAAUUCAUCUUGGAACAGUUGGAAGCCUCGGCUCUUGCGUCAGAUCCGCCGGCAGCAGUCAUUUACUUCUUCUUUUAUGAUCAGGAUGAAAGCUUUCGUACCGCGGGGGCCGCCAUGAGAUCCCUUGUUAAACAGCUGUUUCAUCUCGUCCCAGAUGCAUUCCAACUGGUCUCUGAGAGAUUAGAUAUCGAAAGCUCCGCCAUUAGCGAUAGCUCAUUGCGGGACAUUCUUAAGGACUUGCUUCAAACAUCUAGUCUCAGCACGAUAUACUGUGUGAUUGACGGGCUCGAUGAAUGUCAAAGAGAUGAAUCGAAGAAGAUGCUACUUGAGCUUAUUACUGGUAUACUUCGAUCAUCGUCUACACAAGCAAGAAGCCCCACUCCGAUGAUCAAAAUCCUUCUCACUAGUCGCCCCACAGUCGAUAUAUAUGGCGAUCUCCAUCACCUGCCGACUAUUCUACUAAAAGCUAACCAUGACGACCUCAAAGCAUUCAUCAACAAUAAAGUGCACGGGUUGCCAUUUGGCGAAGAUAUCAAGCAGAAGGCAGUCUCUUUAUUAUGUAGCCGUGUGGAGCAAACGUUUUUAUGGAUAUCAAUCGUCCUAAGAAGGCUGGAACGUUCAACACCCUUACUAUCAGAGAUUGAUUUGAAAAAUAUAAUCGAUGAAAGUCCAUCGGAUCUAAAGAGUUUGUUUGAAAGCAUCAUCAGUCAAAUUAAAGAAGAAAAAGACAUGGCAGCUCAAAAACUUUUGGUAUGGGCCGUGCAUGGCAAAAGGCCCUUGAAAUUGGAUGAGCUUCAGGAGGCCAUAGCAGUUCAAGAUGAUUCUACCAGCAAAAGUUCCACCAAGAUGUAUUCGGCAGCUCUCACUGAGAGCCGCGUUACGGCCGCUACAGGAGUAAUACUGGAGAUCAUUGACGGGAGAAUCCAUCUCGUGCACCAGUCGGCAAAAGAAUUCUUUCUGGAUAGCAAGCAUCUUGCCGAAUUUGCGUUUUGCAUGAGCCUGCAUCCGAAUCUAUACUUGGCAAAUAUUUGUAUGACAUAUCUCUGUUUUACAGACUUUGCCGAAUCAGCACCAUGUGGGAACGAUGAUCUUAUGAACCAAAGGCAUGUUGAGUAUCCUUUCCUGCAAUACGCAGCGCGCAAUUGGUAUCGUCAUCUGGAGUCAAGAGAUGUCACUGAAGACGAUAUAAAGAAGUUCUCUAGACUUAUUAGCCAAUUAACCACGCCCAAAUCUCCAACACUCUUGACAUGGGGCGAAGUAAAUGGAAUUGCAAACCUAGAAGAGGCCAUAGAUAACUGGGAGGUUGCCGUGAAGGUCAAUAUUCAGUGGCUAGCUGAGUUGCAAAUGGACUGCUCAGUAAUCACGGAAGAAAUAAUCGAAAAGGCAUUGGCCAAUGGAAUGACAGAAUACGACUGUUUACGACCCCUUGUUAAUAAACACGAUGCUCUCUUUACGGAGAGAGAGCUUUGUCUAGUUGUUGAACACCUUGACCACGCGCUAGUUCGCCAAAUAUUAAGCAAACAACCUGGCACCGUUAUUACCCAAAAUGUUUUUGAAACAGCAGCAGCGAACGUCAAGUAUGGUAGGCUUGUGGUCGAGGAGGUUUUGAAGAUCAAGACUUGUUUCACGGUUACAGAGGAAUUUAUCAUUCUAGCACAAAAAAACAUUGUAAACGGCAAAGAUAUCAUUCAGUUCAUCAUAACCAAUUACAACAUGGAGAUUUCAACGGAAGGGGUACGACAAAUCGUCGCAGGUGGAGAUACAGAAUUGGUGAAGCUAUUGUUUAGGAGAGAGCAACUCAACGGUCUUCAAGCAGCACUUGAAUUAGCAGUGGACCGUGUGAAUUAUGAAAUGGUGAAGGUCUUAUUAGAGAAGGGAGGAAACGAAACAAUGGUUACAGAAAAAUGUAUGGAGUAUAUGGUGGACUCAUUUGACCACGACGACGUGAAACGCCUUCUUCAAACGUAUAAAAGGAAGGCCAAGGUUACAGAAAAUAUUAUUAUAAGAACUGCGAAGAACGAGAAAAAGAGAAAGCACUUGCUGUUAUUUUUCUUGGAAGAGCGAGGCGAAGACUUCCAACUUACAGAGGGGAUACUAAAAGCAAUUAUAAGUACCGAGGACGCCAAGAAUGACGCAUUAAAGUUCCUCCUUGAAAAGAGAAACUAUGAGAUACAUAUGACGGAAGAUAUUUGGAAAGAAGCCGCAGCCAAUGACUCAAAUGGUGAGACAGUUGGUCUCCUUCUUAGAGCGAGAAGCCACGAGUUUGAUAUUAGUGAAGAGAUUUUGAGAAGCGCCGCGGAGAAUCCAUUGUGCGGUCAUAAAGCUAUGAGAUUUUUCUUAGACGCACGAGGAUCCGACAUUCAGAUUGCAGAAAGAAUCGUGAAAGAAACAUUAAAAGGCUAUUUCAAUCAAGAGGAGAUAGCAAGCCUUCUCUCGGAGGCACAAAGACGUGGUGUCUUGCUCAAUAGAGAGGAUAUCGUGAAAGCGGCAGCUGGGACACGCGGUGCUGACGCUAUGAAAGCUCUGUUGGAGACAUCAAAACAUGAGAUCCAGAUAACCGAAGAAAUUCUGAAAGAGGUUGUAAGAAGUUCAUUUGAUGACAGAAUUAUGAAAUUUCUUCUCGAGAGCAAAGGCAAUGAGAUCCAGAUUACUGAGGAAGUUUUAAUAGAAGCGGCGCGAAAUUCAUUUGGUCAUCACGUCUUACGGUCCAUAUUUCAGGAAGUUGACAAUGAAAUCCAAAUUGGAGAAGAAGUUCUGAAAGCGGUAGUAAAAAAUAAGCUCGGUGGCCAUCGAAUUAUAAGACUCAUUUCAGAGGAAAUGGGAAACAAGAUUACAAUUACAGAGGGAGUCCUGAUAGAGGCAGCAAGAAAUAGGACUGACUGGGCAACAAUCCUCUUCAUCUUGGAGACCUAUGGAGACAAGAUUGAGAUUACAGAGGAGGUUCUAAAGGCAACUAUAAGAAAGAAGUCCAACCUCCGAAUACUGUCUAUUAUCUCAAAAUUCAAGAGGGAAGAGGUCCGGAUUACCGAUGAGAUCAAGGAGCUUAUGAGCGAGGAGCAACUCGAAUGCUGGACUAGACCAGAACAUUACCUCCCUCCAUGGUUACGUUUAACUAAUCAAAGUGAUGAAUGAAUGAAGGCAUUUGAUGUUGGGUAGACGGUAAUAAAAAAUUGUUAAAGGGAUUACAUCUAGCUUCUCAUGUUCGCUGUGUUCUCCUUCUUGACAAUGCCUUGCUUAUACUAGCGAGUAGCAUUACAAUUGUU
Messenger RNA from Trichoderma asperellum CBS 433.97, 4789 nucleotides. RefSeq lists its product as uncharacterized. NCBI's taxonomy places the organism in Eukaryota, Fungi, Ascomycota, Sordariomycetes, Hypocreales, Hypocreaceae. The record is from RefSeq and is a predicted model, not a curated record.